AAAUAUGUCAAAAAUUUUUAAGUAAGGAUGUAACUAAUGUGAAAUGUUGCGUAAGUCAGUUUCAUCAGAACUGUUUAGAUGAAUGGUUUACAAAAAAAGGAUAUGAAUGUCCUAAUUGUAAUAAACAUUUCAAAACAGGUGUUCAAUUAUACAAAGAGAAAAUACCAAAUGAAUGGAGAAAUAGUAUUGUGGUGCCGAUAUUUAAAGAAUGUAAAAUGUGUCAAAAAUUUUUAAGUAAGGAUGUAACUAAUGUGAAAUGUUGCGAAAGUCAGUUUCAUCAGAAUUGUUUAGAUGAAUGGUUUACAAAAAAAGGAUAUGAAUGUCCUAAUUGUAAUAAACAUUUCAAAACAGAAUGUAAAAUAUGUUAUACAUAUUUAAGUGCGGAUGUGACUGAAGUAAAGUGUUGCAACACUAAGUUACACCAGGAAUGUUUAGAUAGACGUUUAAAAUAUUGUAUUAUGUGUCUUGAAUGUAAUAAAGAUUUAAUAUCUGAAUCACUUGUCUGUUCUAAAUGCAAAAGAGUGAAAAAAGUCAAUGGAGAAAAUAUGGUACUAUUGAAAUGUUGUGGUAUCUAUGUAUGUAAAGAUUGUAUCUAUAUUACAAUGAAAGGUAGAUGUUUUUGCGGAGAAAACUUAGUAGAAGCAAAAGUCGUCUGCUCAAAUUGUAAAUACAUAAGAAAUGGCGAUGAUGGGAAUUUGAUAAUAAUGAAUUGUUGUGGAAAAAAAUUAUGUGAAUUUUGUAUCAAACAUUACAUGAAAACUAGUUGUUCGUGCGGAGAAGACUUAGUGAAAGGUAUUCCUUUCAAUGACGUCCGAAUAUGUACAGAAUGUGAAAAGAAUACUGGAGUAUAUAGUUUUUCCCCUCGUUGUCCACACAUAUUUUGUGAGGGUUGCUUUACAUCCACAAAAAAUAAAUAUUUUGGCAAAUGUAAAUAUUGUGGGGAAAGUGAACCGAAUAAGUCUUCAAAAUCAUUCAUCAAAAUGCUAUUGAAAUAUAAUAAAAUAAAAAAAUAGCUCACUUUUUGAAAUGUUCUAGAUAUUUUGAAUUAUUAAAUAAUUAUAUAACCUAAUAUUUUUGAAAUUAAAUUUUAUAGUUAUUAAUUAUCUCUUAGCUCAAAAGUAAUAACUUAUUUUUAUAAAGUGCAAUUAUCAAAUUGAUUUACUGAGCUAAAAUAAACAAAACAUUUUUGCAAAUCAAAGUGUAUGUAAGUAUGACACGAGAGAAAGUAUUGGUAAAUAUGACACGGUAUCAAGCCCUGCUUUAGGCGGGUGCUCACUCGUGUCUCUCUCUAUAUCUGCUCUCCAGUUAUUAACAUGACUGGUGGUUAUUGUACAUUUCUAUGCAUUAUUAACCGAGCCAAGGCCGCCACUGAUUGUGUAUUACUAAUUAUUCGUUCUGUUUUGUUCGGACGAUCAUACGAGCUGUGUUACGUCGUCGAUUUUUUUAUACAGGAUGUUCAGUAAGUCAGGAAACGGGUAUCUAUUGUUCUCAU
Molecule: messenger RNA, 1492 nt
Organism: Daktulosphaira vitifoliae (grape phylloxera)
Lineage: Eukaryota; Metazoa; Arthropoda; Insecta; Hemiptera; Phylloxeridae
Product: four and a half LIM domains protein 5-like
Exons: 8
Coding region: 216-1013 (265 amino acids)
Source: RefSeq, a predicted model, not a curated record